This is a messenger RNA of Psilocybe cubensis, 1041 nucleotides long. RefSeq lists its product as uncharacterized. Lineage: Eukaryota; Fungi; Basidiomycota; Agaricomycetes; Agaricales; Agrocybaceae. Gene Ontology annotation, cellular component: membrane. The transcript is spliced from 7 exons. Bases 1 to 1041 code for a protein of 346 amino acids. The record is from RefSeq and is a predicted model, not a curated record. Gene Ontology annotation, molecular function: ABC-type transporter activity.
AUGCAUCUUAAUUAUUCUAUGAUAGCCCAGAAUUUGCUUUUCCUUGACGAGCCCACAUCUGGUCUUGACUCUCAGAGUGCCUGGAACAUUGUUGCCUUCUUGCGAAGCUUGGCCGAACAAAGCCAGGCUAUCCUAUGCACGAUUCAUCAAGUCUUCGAUCGCUUCCUUUUGUUGAGGAGAAGGGUGGCUAAACAGUCUACUUCGGUGACCUUGGACACAAUGCUGAAACUUUGCUGCACUACUUCGACUCCAACGGUGCUUGCCCAUGUCUUCCUGAAGAAAAUCCGUGCUGCCGAAUAUAUGUUGGACGUUAUUGGUGCCGGAGUGACUGCCUUCAGCAGCAUCAACUGGCACGAAGUUUGGAAACGCUCCCCGGGGCAGUCAGGACUGAGCAGGAAAUCCAGGAGAUCCAUACAAUUGGACGAAGUCAACCUGCUGUUGAAACUGAUCUCAGGAUUGAAUACCCCACCCCAUGGCGCAACCAGGUCAUCGAACUUGUCAUUUAAACAAGGAGCUGCUGACCAUUACCGCAUCGCCAAGCUCAUCCUCAAUGUUGCUGGUGGCUUCUUCAUUGGUCUGUCUUUCUCAAGAACCAGGACAGUAUACAAAACGUUCAGAAUUACUGUUUACAUGCUUCUCGUCUUGAAUCAACCGUUGGUGAACAUGUUGCAAGUUCCCUUCGUCGCUACCCGUACUAUCUACGAGGUCAGGAAGCACCCAAGCGGAAUGUACAGCUGGACCGCCCACAUCAUUGCCCAAAUUCUGGCUGAACUGCCAUGGAAUAUCCUGGGAUCCUGCCUUUACUUCCUUGUUUGGUGCUGGACCUCCCGCUUCCUAUCUGGUCGCGCUGGUUAUUUGUACUUGUCUGUUGGAGUUGUGUUCCCUCUUUACUACACCACCAUUGCCCUAAAUGACGUUAGGACACUGCUCAUCCAGGCACUCCUUACAUGUUGCGUCGUCAUAGGUGUUAACAUUCGUCAAAGGCAUGCUCGCCUGCAUCGCAUCACCCUCGCCAAGUCCCGCGACCGACGUUUGCCAUAG